This is a messenger RNA of Drosophila sechellia, 2587 nucleotides long. RefSeq names its product Nucleolar complex protein 3 (gene Noc3). The record is from RefSeq and is a predicted model, not a curated record. The coding region runs from base 84 to 2555 and encodes 823 amino acids. NCBI's taxonomy places the organism in Eukaryota, Metazoa, Arthropoda, Insecta, Diptera, Drosophilidae. Gene Ontology annotation, biological process: DNA replication initiation. Gene Ontology annotation, molecular function: chromatin binding. The transcript has 4 exons. Gene Ontology annotation, cellular component: nucleolus.
GUUCCGUUGGCGUUCCAUGUGCUUGUCCCAUUCAGAAGGCAAUAUUUGUGAAAAUUAACUAAUAGUUGACUAAAGCAAGUGCAAUGGGAGCUAAAAAGGUCAAAAUCAGCUCGGUCAAGCGGGCCGCUCACCUGAAGUCGAAAAAAACACCGCUGUCUAAGCAGCAGCAACAAAAACAAAAGCAAAAGCGCGAUCAACUGAAAUCGAAGCGCGAACAGGGCCAGAAUAUAUUCUCCCAAAAGGCGAGAAAGCGGGACAACUUAGCACAGCGUAAGAAGCACAACAAAUUGGCCUCCCUGGGCUUGGAUCCGCUCGAGGAAGACAACGAGGAUGGCGACGAUGAGUUGCUUGAUAACGUUGCGGACAUGCUGGAUGGCGAUGAUCUUGCCCUACUGCAGGCUAAUAAACGCAAGCGAAAGACCAAGGCGACCGGCGAGGAGGAUCCUGACCAAGGGCAAUCUAUCGGCUUGGAAAGGGCCUAUGCCUCUGACACGAAAAAAGAGCAGGAUGCGCAAAAGAUAAAGCUGGAUUUGCUGCCAAUCAAGUCCAGGGAUGGUCAGAUUAUCACCCGUACGACAGAGGUGGAUUACAUACCUAAGCCCAAGCAGAAAAAGAAGAAUGAGGAAGAAGAAGAGGAUGAUGAUUCCGAGGAAGAUGGUGAUACGGAGUAUGAGGACAGCGAUGACGAUGUGGUCAAUGAUGUCGAGGCCGCCUCCGCCGCUCCCGUCCAAAAACUUAUCUCUACCACGGAUCUACUUAUUGCCCGGCAGCAGGAGAUCGAGCGCCAGAAGUAUCGCAUUGGAAUCAUUUGUUCCGGGCUGCUCGAAAAGCCAGAGGACAAGAUGCGCAACUUUCAUGCUCUGUACGAACUCAUGGACGAAAUCAACCCAGCCAGUCGACAGGCCAACCUGAUGGCCGUCAGAAAGCUGGCCAUAAUCUCAGUCACCGAGAUAUUCAAAGACAUCUUGCCCGAGUAUCGAGUGGGUCAGGUGGACACCAAGAUGCAGACGCUUCGCAAGGCCACUCUGGAUCGUGUAACCUUUGAGAACGCCUUGCUUCAACAGUUUAAAAAGUUCCUGCAGAAACUGGAACAGAUCACAGCGCAAGUUAACCGGAGAGGUGGUCUAAGGACGCCUCAGACUGUCAAAUUGGCCACCGUGGCAGUACAGUGCAUGUGUGACUUGCUUGUGGCGCAUCCCUACUUCAACUACGUACAAAACAUUGCCCAGCUUCUGGUGUAUAUGCUGAACUGCAAUUAUGCGGAGAUGCGAACAGCGGUCAAUCAGUGCUUCCGUACAGUCUUUUCCAACGACAAGCGGUUUGAAAUGACUCUUUUUAUAGUGCGACGAAUCAAUCACUUGAUCAAAACGAAGCAGAACAAUGUUCAUGUGGAGUGCAUCACCUGUCUGAUGGGUCUUAAAAUCAAGAACGUAAACCUAGAUGCCGAGAAGGAGAACGAGUUAAAGCAAAAGAAGCUUGAGUCGCAUCGUCAACGCCUACUAAGUUUGUCCAAGAAGGAGCGGAAAAGACGUAAGAAGCUCACUGAGGUUAACAGAGAAUUGGAGGAAACCCGUGCCGAGGAAAACAAGCAAGCAAAGCAUCAGAAGCUCACCGAGAUCAUAAAGAUGGUGUUUACCAUAUAUUUCCGCGUUCUUAAGAACGAUCCCACUUCCCGCGUACUGAGCGCUAUUCUAGAAGGAUUGGCAGAAUUUGCGCACGUCAUUAAUUUAGACUUCUUCUCCGAUCUAAUCGAUGUGCUCAACCGCAUUCUAGAGGACCAAGACGAGCUGGGCUACCGGGAGCGAUUGCACUGUGUUCAGACCAUAUUCGUUAUCCUUUCCGGCCAGGGUGAGGUGCUAAACAUCGACCCCAUCCGAUUCUACCAGCACUUUUACCGAAAUAUGCUGGCGGUGCAGGCGGGCAAGAAUCACGAUGACUUCGCCAUUAUUUUGCGAACUUUGGAUGAGGUGCUCGUAAAGCGUCGUCGCAAUAUGAGCCAGCAGCGUCUAAUGGCCUUCAUGAAACGCUUGCUUACUGGAAGUCUGCAUCUGCUCCAUAAUGGCACCCUGGCCACGCUUGGCACAAUAAAACAAACCUUCCAGCUCACUUCUGUGCUCGACAACCUAUUGGAUACAGACACUACGAUAGGCUCUGGUCGUUACGAUCCCGAACUUGACGAUCCUGAGUACUGUAACGCAGCAAGCACAGCGCUGUAUGAGCUUGCGCUUCUGGCACGCCACUAUCAUCCCACGGUGCGACGGAUGGCCGUUCACAUUGCUCAUGGAGUGCCAGCAUCGGGCGAGGGAGCUUUGCCCACGGAAAUUGGCAAACUUACGUCCCACGAGCUGUUUACGCAAUUCGACAGCACUCAGAUGGCUUUCAAUCCGACAAUACCGCUGCCAAAAGCGGGUCAACCAAAACUGAAAAGGGGCAAACACUUGUAUAUCCGCUCGGACUUCAAAAAGGAGUACGGAAAACUGCUGCAGCAAGGAAAAGUUUCACAGACGAAGGAUAAACAAACUGUACAAAUUGAUUUUUUCAGUGCACUUCAAUAAAGAAAAGGUUGGAGAUUGGAGUAGAUUUAUAA